GAUCCUAUGGGUCUUUGCAUGAUCCGGGUUGACAUUUGACGUUGGUCCUUGUUCAAUAACAGCACAACGAUGAGGUAGAAGAAAACGCGAUUGACUAGGGAAUUAGUUGGAUCUUUGGGCUCCCCAACGGUUGGUCGGCACGGGGAGGAUGUCACAGCUUUUGAGGCUACUCUCGGCGGCCGCUCGGCCUCUGUGCUACCGGGCAGUUACGACCCGGCUUCACGCCGUCCCCACUGGACGUCGUUUCAUUGGCGGAUGCACGCGCUUCGCCGUGCUGAGUGCCCGUCCGACCGCGGCCGACUUUGUGUCCAUCCGUAGCUUCCGGGUGGCUCGGCGACGUCUUUAUUCCAAUGAGGCCAAAGAUGGGAAAGGAGAUGGCGCGGGAGCUCGAGGAGGACGGGCAGGAGGCGGGAAGAGAGGAGGGGGAGGAGCCAAAAAAGACUGGUGGAGUCAAAUGCAGAAGGGCGACUUCCCGUGGGACGAGAAGGACUUUCGCUAUUGGGCGGUCGCGGCGGCCGGCGCCGGCGCCACGCUGCUCUACUUGUACUUCCGCGACAACGGCCGCGAAAUCAGCUGGAAGGACUUUGUGCAGCGCUACCUGGGCCGCGGCACGGUGGAUCGUCUGGAGGUGGUCAACAAGCAGUACGUGCGCGUGGUCCUGAUGCCCGGCGCGGAUGCCGAAGGGAGCUACGUGUGGUUCAACAUCGGCAGCGUGGACACGUUUGAGAGGAACCUGGAGACGGCCCACUCGGAGCUCGGCAUGGAGACGUCGCGCCGGCCCGCCGUGGUCUACAGCUCCGAGAGCGACGGGUCUUUCCUGAUGAGCAUGAUCCCCACGCUGCUCCUCAUCGGCUUCCUACUCUUCACGCUGCGCCGCGGGCCCAUGGGGGCGGGGCCCGGGGGCGGCCGGGGCGGGCCCUUCGGCAUGAGCGAGUCCACCGCCAAGAUGAUGAAGGACAACAUCGAGGUGAAGUUCAAGGACGUGGCGGGCUGCGAGGAGGCCAAGCUGGAGAUCCUGGAGUUCGUCAACUUCCUCAAGAACCCGCAGCAGUACCAGGACCUCGGAGCCAAGAUCCCCAAGGGCGCCGUGCUGUCGGGCCCCCCCGGUACCGGCAAGACGCUUCUGGCCAAAGCCACCGCCGGCGAGGCCGACGUUCCCUUCAUCACCGUCAAUGGCUCGGAAUUCCUGGAGAUGUUCGUGGGCGUCGGUCCCGCCAGGGUGAGGGACAUGUUCGCCAUGGCGAGGAAGAACGCCCCCUGCAUCCUCUUCAUCGACGAGAUCGACGCGGUGGGCCGCAAGCGAGGCGGCGGCAACUUUGGCGGCCAGAGCGAGCAGGAGAACACGCUCAACCAGCUCCUGGUGGAGAUGGACGGCUUCAACACGGCCACCAACGUGGUGGUCCUGGCCGGCACCAACAGACCCGACGUCCUGGACCCCGCCCUCAUGAGGCCCGGGCGCUUCGACAGGCAGAUCUACAUCGGCCCUCCGGACAUCAAAGGGCGGGCGUCCAUCUUUCGGGUGCACCUGCGACCAAUCAAGUUGGACCCCGAUGUGGACAAGGACACGCUGGCCAGGAAAAUGGCCGCCGCCACGCCCGGAUUCACCGGGGCCGACAUCGCCAACGUCUGCAACGAGGCGGCGCUGAUCGCGGCCAGGCACCUCCACCCGCACGUGGGCCAUAAAGACUUUGAGCAGGCCAUCGACAGGGUCAUCGGAGGUCUGGAGAAGAAGACGCAGGUCCUGCAGCCGGCGGAGAAAAAGACGGUGGCCUACCACGAGGCGGGCCACGCCGUCACCGGCUGGUUCCUGCGGCACGCCGACCCGCUGCUCAAGGUGUCCAUCAUCCCCCGCGGGAAGGGGCUAGGCUACGCGCAGUACCUCCCCCGCGAGCAGUUCCUGUACAGCCGCGAGCAGCUCUUUGACAGGAUGUGCAUGAUGCUGGGGGGGCGCGUGGCCGAGAGCGUCUUCUUCGGGCGCGUCACCACCGGCGCGCAGGACGACCUCAAGAAGGUGACGCAGUCCGCGUACGCGCAGGUGGUCCAGUUCGGGAUGAGCGAGAAGGUGGGCCAGGUGUCGUUUGAGCUGCCGCGCCGGGGCGACAUGGUCCUGGAGAAGCCCUACAGCGAAGCCACGGCCGAGCUGAUCGACGACGAGGUCCGGGCGUUGGUGGAGCGGGCGUAUGCGAGCACCCUGCAGCUAGUCCAGGAAAAGAAGGACCUGGUGGAGAUGGUGGGCAAGCGGCUGCUGGAGAAGGAAGUCCUGGACAAGGCCGACAUGCUGGAGCUGCUGGGCCCGAGGCCCUUCGAGGAGAAGUCCACGUAUGAGGACUUCGUGGAGGGCACGGGGAGCCUGGACGAGGACACCAGCCUGCCCGACGGCCUGCGCCAUUGGAACCGAGAGCGCUCCGGCGGCAAGACCGAAGACGACGACAACGACGUUGAUGCCGACGACGCCCGGAACAAGCAGCAGGCCCGAUAGACCGCGGGCCCCCCCAGAUCGGACCCCGCCUCGGCUGUCAGGCCCGUGGACACUUUUAGAAUUAAGAAAGUAUUUAUUGGCUGCAAUUUUCCAUCCUUCAACUCAAGGAUGAAGAAACGUGGACCUUUCGGGCUCCUCAUUUUAGGGGCGGAGCCGUCACGAUGAUUUGGCUCGACACCGCAGCUCCGCUUACCCUUUGGCUUUGACGCCAUUGGUCCAGAGUGGCUCUUUUGCGGUGGGACUCGAUCCGCCUCCUCGUGGCCAGGCACUCCAGAUGCCUUCAUUUAUAGUCGUUUUUUAUUAUUAUUAUUUUUUUUUCAUGCCAUUUUUGGACUUGGUGCCACUGGCCCCGCCCACUGUGAUGUCACAGGAACUUUUUGGCACGUUCAACUCUUUUUUAUUUUUAUUUUUAUCUUCCCAAGUUUAUUCUAGGAAAAUUAAAAUGACAUUUGCCCCCCCCCCCCUUCACAUGUGAUUCUCUCUCAAAGAAAUCAACUUCACGUGUCUGAGAGGAACAUUUUUACACUUCUUUAAAAAAAACACUCCCUCUGUGACAUCAUUUUCAUGAUUUUCUUGCCUGAAAAUUAUUUUUUUCAAAACUUGUUCUCAAAUUCGAAAACAAUUCACGCGAGAUGAUUUUCAUUGUCACGUUGAUCCUUUUUGACAAAGACGACUUGAUGACCGUUCAAUUGAAAUGGAAGGAGGCCACUCAUGUUUCA
Hippocampus zosterae (dwarf seahorse) is the source of this 3198-nucleotide messenger RNA. Its product is annotated as AFG3-like protein 1. Bases 149 to 2479 code for a protein of 776 amino acids. Lineage: Eukaryota; Metazoa; Chordata; Actinopteri; Syngnathiformes; Syngnathidae. The record is from RefSeq and is a predicted model, not a curated record. Gene Ontology annotation, biological process: protein-containing complex assembly; mitochondrial protein processing. Gene Ontology annotation, cellular component: m-AAA complex; membrane. Gene Ontology annotation, molecular function: ATP hydrolysis activity; metalloendopeptidase activity; ATP-dependent peptidase activity. The transcript is spliced from 16 exons.